This is a messenger RNA of Macadamia integrifolia, 1472 nucleotides long. RefSeq names its product putative F-box protein At5g55150. The transcript is spliced from 2 exons. The record is from RefSeq and is a predicted model, not a curated record. Gene Ontology annotation, molecular function: protein binding. NCBI's taxonomy places the organism in Eukaryota, Viridiplantae, Streptophyta, Magnoliopsida, Proteales, Proteaceae. The coding region runs from base 121 to 1242 and encodes 373 amino acids.
UAUAGAUAUAGCCCUCCAUCUUCUCUCAUUCUUGUCACUCUCAUAGUUGACGCCUCAGCUUAUUUGCUAGAAAACCAUCAACAACUCAAACAACAAGAUAUACCACAGAGAUAAGCAAGUAUGGUUCAAUGCUGGUCCAGGCUUCCCGAAGAACUCAUUGGGUACAUCACGAAGCGGCUUCAUUCAGUCGAGGACAUUGUUAGGUUUGGUGUAGUCUGCCGAUCAUGGAGAGCUGUUACAAUUCAGAAACGUUACUACUCUUCAAAACUUUCUCCUCCAUGGCUCAUGCUGGUGGAGAAUGAAAGCAAUGAAAACCGUGGCUUUUACAACAUCUCAAGCAAUAGGGUUCACCAUCUUCAUUUGCCAGAGGCUCAAGGAAGGCGAUGUUGGGGUUCUCCCCAUGGCUGGCUGGUCACUAUAGGCAUUGAUCUUGAGAUCCAUCUAUUGAAUCCAUUAACAAGAACCCGAAUAAGGGUACCACCUCAAACGACCUUCCCAGAUCUGUAUGAUACUGGUCGGACCCCAAAAGAGAUAUGUGAUUCAUUUAUAGAGAAAGCAGUGAUAUGUUCAAGUCCAUCAUCAUCAUCUUCAGCUGAUAACUGCAUAGUUAUGGCAAUAUAUGGUGAGCUUUCUCUAUUGGCCUUUGCAAAAAUUGGAGACACAAAAUGGACUAGUUUAGAGAAUUGUCCUCGUGGAUUUAUCGAUCUCAUAUAUUCAAAUGGUUAUUUCUUUGCUCUUCAGUCUCUUGGGAAUGUAGUGAAAUGUGAGAUAAAUGGUCCUCAUCCGAAGGCAAUAGAGUUUGCAUCACCACCGAAGGUAAAUUUUGUGGAGAGAAAAUAUCUUGUAGAAUUGUCAGGAGAACUGCAUAUGGUAAUGCGAAACUUCAAGAAUAUUGGACCAUACAGUUCCCCACAAUCUAGAACAACUGAUUUUAAAAUCUACAAGUUGGAUUCAAGAAAUAAGCAGUGGGUGGAAGUGGAAAGUUUAGGAGAUCGAGCAUUAUUUGUUGGUAAUAAUUCUACAUUUGCUAUCUCAGUUUCCGAUCACCCUGAGUUUCAAAGCAAUUGCAUCUACUUCACAGAUGACUAUUCUCUCUUUUAUAAGUUUGGAGGAGGAGGUGAUAUAGGAAUAUUUAAUUACACCGAUCAUACAAUUCAACCAUGUUACCCAGGUCAUCAUCAUCAUCAUGACAUUAUUUCUGAUUUUUCUCCACCUCUUUGGAUCUCCCCAAGUCUAUGGUAAACAAAAACCCUUAGGAGAUCAGCUACGAUCAAGAAGAACCGAGCUAACAAAUAGCCCAGCUUGCAUGCCACAUCAGCAAGGUCUCUUUCCCCUUCUCCACGCCUCUAGUAGAAGGCUGGAAAACGUGAAUAAAAUAAAGUCCCCUCCAAUCCUUCUUAUUUUUGAAGAUCUCAAGUGAUUGCAUUGGGAAUUAGUUCUUUCCUAUUUAAAGCAAGGAUUUGAUACUUUUG